AUGAAUGAAACUGAUUCUGAAUGUGAUGGAUCUGGUGGGUUGCAAUCAUGUUUUGAGACAAAUGAAGAAGGAUAUGGCCCAGAAAAGCCCAAGUAUUCAGAUUUUCAUGCUGAAUUGGAUAUGAAUGACCCACAUUUUGAGAUUGGAAUGAAGUUUAGCAGUUUUAAUCAAUUCAAGGAGGCUGUUAGGAACUAUGGAAUUAAGAAUAGGUACGUAAUGAAUUUAAGGCCCAGUAACAAGAAGAGGUACAAGGCUAUUUGCAAGAAAGGAUGUCCUUUCUAUUUAUGGGCAGCUCCUAUGAUUAAAGACCACAACACUAUACAAAUAAAAUCUGGAAUCCUCAAACAUGAGUGCACUAGGGAUAACAAUGUGAGGCAUGUUAGUGCAAAAUGGGUUGUUGAAAAUUAUUUAGAUCAAUUCAGGGUAGAUCCAGGAUGGUCAGUAGCAAGCAUCAUGCAAACUGUGAAGAAAAAACAGCAAGUUAACAUUACAAGACUAAAGGCUUGGAAGGCAAAAAGUAUUGCAAAAAGCUUAUUGGAUGGUGAUGAAUGUGAGCAGAUCAAGAGUUUAUAUGAUUAUAGGCUUGAAAUCCUGCGGACAAAUCCAGGCUCCACUGCAGGUUUCAUGGCAAGAUGCAGGCCGAUUAUUUCUAUAGAUGGUUGCUGGCUCAAGGGACAGUUUGGAGGACAACUCCUCUCAGCUGUGGGAGUAGAUGCAAAUGAUUGCAUCUAUCCCAUAGCAUGGGCUGUGGUGGAUAAAGAAAACUAUGAAAACUGGAGAUGGUUCCUAGAGCUACUGGCAGCAGAUUUGUUAAUAACGGCCAUGGAUUUGCUUUUAUGA
Molecule: messenger RNA, 840 nt
Organism: Dioscorea cayenensis subsp. rotundata (Guinea yam)
Lineage: Eukaryota; Viridiplantae; Streptophyta; Magnoliopsida; Dioscoreales; Dioscoreaceae
Exons: 3
Coding region: 1-840 (279 amino acids)
Source: RefSeq, a predicted model, not a curated record